AUUCGGCAUUGUCCACUGGUGUGCGUUUUGGAUUUCUUUUUACCUUUUUUUUUUUUGGACCUGUUACAGUUUCCACGGCGCAAACAACUCUGGAGCUUUCUGUGCGAUUGGUUUCUUUAAUUUAUUAGUGAGAGAUUCAGUUAUUUGGGGGUAGCUGGAAUGGCUACUUUACCAGGAACAAUUCCUCGAAUGAUGCGACCAGCACCUGGCCAGAACUACCCACGAACCGGAUUCCCGUUAGAAGUCUCAACGCCUCUGGGUCAAGGUCGAGUGAACCAGCUCGGUGGAGUUUUCAUCAACGGAAGGCCACUGCCAAAUCAUAUUCGACACAAAAUAGUGGAAAUGGCCCAUCACGGCAUCCGACCCUGUGUGAUCUCCAGACAGCUGCGGGUCUCACACGGCUGCGUGUCCAAAAUCCUCUGUCGCUACCAGGAGACCGGUUCCAUCCGUCCGGGAGCGAUAGGUGGAAGUAAACCGAGGCAAGUAUCAACGCCCGACGUUGAGAAGAGAAUUGAGGAAUACAAACGCGAGAAUCCAGGGAUGUUCAGCUGGGAAAUCCGGGAUAAGUUGCUGAAGGACGGGGUGUGUGACAGAGGCACGGUUCCUUCAGGUGAGGCCUCUUCCGUUAGCUCCAUUAGUCGGGUUUUGAGAGCUCGUUUUGGCAAGAAAGAUGACGACGACGAGUGCGAUAAAAAAGAUGAAGACGGAGAAAAGAAAACCAAGCACAGCAUCGAUGGGAUUCUCGGGGAUAAAGGUAACCGUACAGAUGAUGGCUCGGAAGUGGAGUCAGAGCCAGAUCUGCCCCUGAAAAGGAAACAGAGACGCAGCCGUACCACCUUCACAGCAGAGCAGCUGGAGGAGCUCGAGAAGGCCUUUGAGAGGACGCACUACCCUGACAUCUACACUAGAGAGGAGCUUGCACAGAGGACCAAACUGACCGAGGCUCGUGUACAGGUGGGAUACGCUCACUCGCACAGAUACUUACUGAUGCGAAUAGGUAUCACCGUCUCGAUUUGUGUUUCAGAUGGCAGCAGUACAUUGCACCGGCCGCAGCCUCUGCCGCCUUCCUCCAUGCACCAGGGCGGACUUCCGGCUGACAGUAGCUCCGCCUACGGCCUCUCAUCCAACCGCCACACCUUCUCCAGCUAUUCAGAGACUUUUAUGAGCCCGUCAGCUACAAGCAACCACAUGAAUCCCGUGAGCAACGGCCUUUCGCCACAGGUGAUGAGUAUUUUGAGUAACCCCAGCGCCGUCCCAUCCCAGCCUCAGCACGAUUUCUCCAUCUCUCCUCUCCACGGCAGUCUGGAGGCGUCUAACCCCAUCUCAGCGAGCUGCAGCCAGCGUUCAGACCCCAUCAAGAGUGUGGACAGUCUGGCCUCCUCUCAGUCCUACUGUCCCCCCACAUACAGCGCCACCAGCUACAGCAUGGACCCCGUCACUGCUGGAUACCAGUACAGCCAGUACGGCCAGACCGCUGUGGACUAUCUGGCCAAGAACGUGAGUCUAUCGACUCAGAGAAGGAUGAAGCUGGGCGAUCAUUCGGCGGUGCUGGGACUUCUGCAGGUGGAGACGGGACAGGCUUACUGAGUCCGAUCACUACACACACACCUUCACACGCUCUCAGAUGCACAAACACCUCCUCCAAACAGCUGGAGCUCUUCAGUGCAUCCGCCGGCACGAGCGUGAGAGGCUUUUACUCUGAUUCUCAAGACAAGAAACUCUUGCCAUUCCAUUUGACGUGACCUUCUCGUGAUUCUGGGCUUGUCUUGUACCUCUAACUCGGACAAGAGGACCAUGCAACGGCUGCAGGCACGUCGACGGACGCAAGGACGCAUUCCGAGCCAUUUCCAAAACGUACUUUCACCUCGCUGUGCAUAGUCGUGUAUGAAUCUCUGUGUCAUUACAAUGGAUAAUCUCGCUUGUUUUCUAUCGAUAUUGUUAUUACAGUUGUUGUAAUUAUGAUUAUCGUAACUAUUGUUUCGUUUCGUUUUUUCAAGAUCCACACGUAGCAUUUUUUACUAAUUCAAACCC
Molecule: messenger RNA, 2031 nt
Organism: Sinocyclocheilus rhinocerous
Lineage: Eukaryota; Metazoa; Chordata; Actinopteri; Cypriniformes; Cyprinidae
Product: paired box protein Pax-7-like
Exons: 8
Coding region: 160-1587 (475 amino acids)
Biological process (GO): anatomical structure development; regulation of transcription by RNA polymerase II
Molecular function (GO): DNA-binding transcription factor activity, RNA polymerase II-specific; RNA polymerase II cis-regulatory region sequence-specific DNA binding
Source: RefSeq, a predicted model, not a curated record